AUGAAACAAAGGUUUUCAGCACUAGACGUCCGGGCAACAGUAUCCGAUUUGAAAGAAAGGAUUGUUGGCCUUAGGUUACAGAAUGUUUACGAUAUCAACCCAAAAACUUAUCUUUUCAAAUUUUCAAAGGUAUCACGGUAUUUCUUUAUUAAGUUGCGAAAACACAUUAGAACAAGAAGAUUGACCAACGUCAGACAACUUGGUGUUGAUAGAAUUGUUGAUUUUGAAUUUGCGGGUUUUGGAGAGGGCACCACAUAUCAUAUUAUAGCAGAAUUUUACGCAUCGGGUAAUAUUAUUUUUACCGAUCAGGAUUAUACCAUUUUGGCUUUGUUACGUGUUGUUCAGCCUAAAGAAAAUGAAAAAAUGGCAGUUGGGCAAACUUAUGAUAUUAGUUCUGUUGCACGUGUUACUGAACCAGUAACACGAUCACGACUACAAAAAGCAUUAACUACCUCAUCUAGUAAAGAAUCUAAAGAAUCAUUAAAAAAGGUUUUGAAUAAUAAAUUGAGUUAUGGACAGGCAUUGACUGAGCACGCAAUUCGUUUUGCUCAAAUAGAUCCUAAUAUGAAAGUUGGGACCAUAGACAUCUCCGAUGAUUCGGAGCAUUUAAUUGAAUUAGAAAAAGGGUUUAAAGAAGCAGAUCGAAUUUUAGAAGAAAUUGGAAAUACUAAACAAAAGGGAUAUAUCAUCAUGCUUCAUCAUUCAGAACAAAAUUCCACAACAGAUGAUGGUUCACAGCAAGAGGAUUGGGAGACUUAUGAUGAAUUCAACCCCUACCUCUUUGAGCAACACAAAUCUAAAUCACACAAAGAAUUUGAUUCGUUUGAUUUAGCUGUCGAUGAAUAUUAUUCCUCGAUGGAAAGUCAAAAACUAACCCUUAAGCAAAGAAAUCAAGAAAAGUCUGCGUUUAAGAAAUUAGAGGCCAUCAAAAAAGAACAGUAUUCACGUGUUGAAAAUCUUCAAAAUUCUCAAUUAUCAAAUAUUCGCAAGGCUUGGUUGAUAGAGAGCAAUGUGGAUACGGUAGAUCAAGCGAUUUUGAUUAUAAGAAACGCGAUUGCUUCCGGAAUGGAUUGGAAAGAUUUAGAAAAUUUAGUGCUAGAGGAGAAGAAGAAAGGCACUCCUAUAGCAGAAGUAAUUGCUGGAUUUAAGUUGGAAAUAAAUCAGAUCACCUUAUUAUUAAGGGAACAUGAAAAAGAUGAAGCAGCUUUCUACGAUUCGGCCAAUACUGAAUCUGAAGAUGAAAACAACAUAUCUCAGUCAAUAAUACAAGAGAAAAUUGAUGUUGAUAUUAAUUUAACUGCAUUUGCGAAUGCCAGAAAGUAUUAUGAUAUGAAAAAACAGUCUUCGCUUAAACAAGAAAAAACGUUAGCUGCUGCUGAUAAAGCUUUCAAAAGUGCCGAGCAGAAAAUUAAACAAGAUCUCAAAGAGACGAAAAUUACUGCAUCUAUUAACAAGAUCCGCAAACCUUUUUGGUUUGAAAAAUUUGUAUGGUUUAUUUCUUCUGAGAAUUACCUUGUUAUUGCUGGACAUGACAUGCAACAAAAUGAACUGUUAGUAAAGAGAUACCUUAGGAAGGGUGACGUGUAUGUACACGCUGAAUUACAUGGUGCUGCAUCAGUAAUUAUUAAAAACCCUAAUGAAGGUCAACCAAUACCUCCAAGUACACUUUUCCAAGCUGGAGUCAUGUCCGUUUGUCAAAGCAAAGCAUGGGAAGCUAAAAUAAUAACUAGCGCUUAUUGGGUUCAUGCGGAACAGGUUUCCAAAACCGCUCCGACUGGUGAGUACCUCACAACGGGCUCUUUUAUGAUUCGAGGUAAAAAGAAUUUCUUACCCCCUGUUCAUUUGGUGUACGGUUUUGGUUUACUUUUCCGAUUGGAUGAACAAAGUAUUCCAAAUCAUUUACACGAGCGUCGUCCAAUAAGGAAUGAAGAAGAAAUAGACGAAGAAAUUCAGGCAUCGGAAGAAAAAAAAGAUGAUGUUAUGGAAUUUCGUUCAGAUAUUAUAUAUCAUAAGGUCAGCGGAGUUUCUCCCGAAUUAGAGGAAGUACAAGAGCCACAACAGCAACGUUCAGAUGAAUCUAAUGAUGACAUGUCUUCCGAAAAAGUGCGAUCUGCUAUUACUAUAGACGACAUGUCUUCCGAAAAAGUUCGAUCUGCUAUUACUAUAGACAAAUCCCUAUGGGAUAAAUACAAUUUAGAUGAAUAUGGUGAAGACCAAUAUGAAAUUGAAGGAAGUAAUGAAAAGCCGACCACGAAAAAGAAAUAUAUAUCGGUAAAAGAAAAAAGAACGAUGAAAAAACAAAAACAAGGCAAAGGAGAUACCGACUCUGGAAGGAUAGAUAAUAAUCAGCAAAUUAAUAACAAAGAUUCAAAUAUUGAGGAUAAAGAAAAGCAAGCGAAAAAGUCAACACAGAUUCCACGCGGUAAAAAAGGCAAAAUGAAAAAGCUAAAAGAUAAAUAUGCUGACCAAGAUGAAGAGGAAAGGGCAAUUCGUAUGGAAUUGCUUGGAUCAAACAAAGCACCUAAAAACAAAGGAAAGAAAGGCAAAAAAGAAUCUACAAACAAAGGUGUGCCAAAUUCAGUCAAGGGAAGUAAACCAGAAAAAGAACAAAAUUUUCAAAAUAACCUUUCACAAGAUCCAGAAGCUGAUAAGGAAGAUAUUGAUGAGGAAAAAUUAGCUUCUGGUGUAAAGGAUGAAGAAGAAGCUGAGGAAAUCCGACAACUUCUUAAGGAAGAGAAUAUUACUGUAUUGGAACCUGAAACAAUGGAAAGUUUGACGGUAUUAGACACUUUAACAGGAUCACCAUUACCUGAAGAUAAUUUACUUUUUGCUGUUCCGGUUUGUGCGCCAUAUAUUUCUUUACAAAAAUACAAAUAUAAGGUUAAAUUAACUCCCGGAUCAACAAAGAAAGGAAAAGCAUGUAAGACAGCAAUAUCAUUCUUCUUAAAUGAUCCACAAUUGACACCACGAGAAAAAGAACUUGUAAAAAGUAUACCUGAUACAGAAAUGACUUUAGUAAUGUUAGGUAAAUGUAAAGUAUCAGCCCCAAAUAUCGAACAAUUUAAAAAAAUUGCAAAGAAAGCCGCAAAGAAAGAAGCAUCAAAGGAGGCAGCUAAGCUAGAUGUAUUAGACACCUGA
Molecule: messenger RNA, 3138 nt
Organism: Rhizophagus irregularis DAOM 181602=DAOM 197198
Lineage: Eukaryota; Fungi; Glomeromycota; Glomeromycetes; Glomerales; Glomeraceae
Source: RefSeq, a predicted model, not a curated record